GAGAGGGGGAGGUGAAGACAGCUAGGCAAGCUGCAUCUCUGCCAGGCUGCUCUCCUUCCUCCUUGUUUUUUCUCAGAGUAGUUCGGCAAGCCCGCUCUGGGUGCCUCCGAGCCUGUCUAGAAACGCUCAGGAGAGUGGGGUGUAACGUUGGUGGCCAGGCACCUGGCCCUCCCUUACCCCUGCUGGCACAGUCUCAGGACAGGACAUGUCAAGCUGCAACACCCCUGGGGGCCCCACUGCCCUGGACUUUCCGGAAGUCCUGAAGUCCCUACUGGAGUAUUCCUUGCCCUGGACCAACAAGAUGACAGAUAAAGAGAAGGAGAAAAUAAAGCUUGAAGAAGAUGAGGCAGCAGCUGCCAGCACUAUGGCAGUCUCGGCUUCCCUCAUGCCACCCAUUUGGGACAAAACUAUUCCUUAUGAUGGCGAGUCUUUCCACCUGGAGUACAUGGAUCUGGAUGAGUUCCUGCUGGAGAAUGGAAUUCCUUCCAGCCCUACUCACCUGGAUUUGAACCAGAAUCCACUCUUGCCUGUGGCUGAGCUGGAAGGGAAGGAAUCUGCCGGUGCUUCCACUGGUUCUCCUGCAUCAUCCUCUUCCACUGCAGUUUACCAGCAAUCUGAAGCAGCCUCCAGCACAGAGUCCCCACCACAAAAUGAGAGAAAUACACCCAGUCCCAUUGAUCCUGACUGCGUAGAAGUUGAGGUGAAUUUUAACCCCGACCCUGCUGAUUUAGUGCUGUCCAGUGUGCCUGGUGGCGAGCUCUUCAAUCCUCGCAAACACAAGUUUACUGAAGAGGACCUGAAACCACAACCUAUGAUUAAAAAAGCCAAGAAGGUUUUUGUCCCAGAUGAGCAAAAGGAUGAAAAAUACUGGACAAGGCGAAAGAAGAACAAUGUGGCAGCAAAGCGUUCCCGUGAUGCUCGGCGACUAAAGGAGAAUCAGAUCACAAUUCGGGCGGCCUUUCUUGAGAAAGAAAAUACAGCCCUGAGGACGGAGGUGGCAGAGCUGCGCAAGGAAGUGGGACGAUGCAAGAACAUUGUUUCUAAAUACGAGACCAGAUACGGACCCUUUGACUUAUCUGAUUCCGAGUGAUGCAACUUUAAAGACUUUUAAAAACAAAGAAACUAAAAAGCACACAUGAAUCGCCAGUCUUCAGAGUGAGCAGUGAAAUCUAUGAGGUGUCCCAACACAAACAACUGAUGAUGACCCUGCCUGCCUCCUUGCCUGCAAGUACCCCAUCUGACUACCCAGGGCUGGGCAUGAUGAAAAGUGCAAAGUCUCCUUAAUUCUGUAUAUGGCUUUCUUAUCUGUCUUUCUCACUGUAACUAUGAACUACAAUAAGCUUACCUACUGGGGUUUUGUCAAGACACUCAAAGUUCAUGUCUCAAAGUCUGUUGACAGCCUGUGUGGUGAAUAGUGACUCUUCGUUUUGGCACUCGAGUGGAAGAAGAGAGGGAGUUUUAAAUGAAAGUGUCUGUAUAUAUAAAGAACUGCUAUAUUUUAAGACUCUUUUCCCUGCAGUAUAAUGAAUUUUAUUUAAUACUGCAGCUCACUUCUGGUGCAGUGUAGCGUAUUGUGGAGUACUGUGAGUGCAGAACUAAAGACACCAGGAAGACAGCGGCCUAUAAUGUGUGAGACUUCAGUGCAGAAGAUUACAGCAGAUGUUCUGAAAUAACCCAGAGAGCACCACAGUAUGCCAUACAGAGAGUAAUAAACCUCUAUCAAAUGACCCAUGUAAUAGUAAACGAAGUCGGUUGCUUUCCUGCUCCACAGCUACACUGCUGUAACCUGCCUUUUCCUUUAUUUCGUUUAUGAGCCUCACUUUCUUUUAUGGUAUCUUGCUGAAACAGGAUCUAUUCUUCUGCUAAUGACUUAGCAAUCAUGGGAAAGGUGCUAUUCUGAGCUGCUGAUCUCCAAAUCUUUUGGCUGUCUGAAACUACCAAAUGAGUAUUAGCUCCAAGAAAGCAAUGGCUCUUAGUUGCCAUAUUACCAUUUUCUGUCUCUUGAGUGCAGGACAGCUGCGGUGCUGAAGGUGAAAAACAGCCAAUGAUAUCCCACAGUUACCAUGGGCAGCUUCAGUGUAAGGACCCUUGUGCCGGUGUGGGAGGGUAGAUAAAAGCUUGGACGGAUUGUGGAGAUGUUUAUUGUGUUUAGAAGAUAGAGGAAGUAGGUGGAAGUUCCGUUGUAAGAAUUUCAUCAGUGUAACAGGAAUCUGCUCUUAUAUUAAGGGAGGUUUAGAGCUAAAUCUAUGUGGGAAGAACAAGAGUACUUACUUGCUAGGAAAGGAGUACAGGGCCAUGCUUGUAGCCAAAAUGGAGCUUGUAAGACAGGAGUGUGUUCAUGCCUGGAGAUUGAUGAAUAGCAUACACCUCAAGAAAAAUAAUCUUGAAAGCUUUCUGAAGCACAAGUGCCAAAAUUAUGAGGCAUGACUAGUUACCAGCAUAGCUCAUUGCUAUCAUAUUGAACAAUUAUUUUGACUUUGUGUUUACCCAAGAGAUUCCACCCCUAAUUUCAGAGCAGAAAUGCAAAAAAGAAAAAUGUGAGACGCAAUGGCUAAUAUUGUAAGCUUAAUAAAAAAACCAAAAUACAUUCAAAAGCCAGGAUUCAUAACUAGUGUUUGACAGCAUAACCUUUGUACAGAGCUUAUAUAUUAAAUGUAGUUUUUGACCUAUCAUUUUUAAUGGAUGAUGUACUGAAGUCAAGAAAGUGUUUUUAACUUUUUCCUGGUUACCAAAAUAUACCUAUGAGUGUAUAAUUAUAAUUUGGGAUUAUAAACUCUGAGAUAAUCAUGGGAUAUUUUUAUCAAAUAGAUUAAUAUCUUAGUUCCAUGCUGCUGAAAUGGCAGCAUAUAUCUCUACCUGUAUUGAGUAUUGCUGAUUUGGAUAUUUCCGGUAUGUACCGGUUUUUGCUUUAUUUUAGUGAUAAAGGCCCAAACCAGCAACAAAACAAACAACCAUGACAGCAUGUAAAUGUAGCAACUUUUUAAAUUUAUAAUUUCUAAAAUUUUAGUUAGCACUGGCUGUUCUUAAAUGUCAUGCUUCCUGUUUAGAUCACAAAGCCAAAAGCUAAAUAACUGGGUAAGGAGUUGCUUCAUUUGAAUCCUACUGUGCUUAGGAAUAUCUUUUAAAUACUUACAUAUUGUGUACAGGGUUUGGUUUUGCAGUAUGUCAGGACAUUUUGACAGCAAAAUAUUCAAUCAGUGAGAUUAGCAUGUGCAAUUGUAUUGUUUUGUUUCUGUUAUCUUAGAAGCUUACGCAAUGGAAAUUAACAGUGAAUGUUCAUUAGAGCUUUCUUUCAGAGAAGACUGUUAGCGAACAUUUGUGCUUCCCUGUAGGACAAUGCAGAUUUGCACAAUCUGUGAUUCAUGUGUCUACGGGUUGCAAAACUGGAAAAUCGCACUUUAGGGUGAGUGCAGCUCAACUUUUGUAGCUGAAGAAGUUGUUGUUAUUAAGAAGCAGUAUAUUCAAAGAUAGAUGGGAAGGUAGUAACUAUUUAAAGGAGUGCAGAUGUUGCCAGACAAAAAAUACUGUGCAAUGCUGAAUUCUUUUCUCAGUUUUUGCAGUCUCAGGAAGUUAAGUUUAUUGCUCCAGAGCUCUCUGCUCCUCUCGGAAUGAUUCACUAUAUCAUUUUGGUUCUUUGACUAGGAUGACAAUCCUAUCUGUAAGUGAUAACUUGGGUAUGUUUUCUUAGUGAUCAUAAGAAGACCAAUAGUCUUUUAGCUUGAUUUGAGUAUUAAAAGGUGCUGAAUUGACACUGUUAGGGUUUGAGGUUCUCUAGCCUUGGAACAUACUCUGUAGAGGCCAUAAGUGUGCCUGAUGCCAACCUACCCCAUUCCAGCCACAAAGGGACCAUCUCCAAGUGGAGAGAAUAAAGGGCAUGUGCACCUUUCAGCAUCACUGCAGGGAUUGCCAGGAAAGAGAGCAGUUUAUGACAGAGCUAUACUUUCAUUAGGAAGUGGAUUGACACCACAUGGUCAUUUCAUAGUACUAACUUUGAAAAUACAUAAACUGUGGAUGAGAUUUGUGGACAGUGAAUGUUGUUUUACUCUACAGAGGACAGCAGCUAUGAAUAAAUGAUGCGCAAUAUUUAAUACAGUAUUGCUUUCAUACAUGAUGAUCUAAUCUACAUGUAGUGGGUUUGUAUCUAAAAAUUCCAAGGAGCUUAAUCUUUCACCUGUUGCCAAAAUCUGCUCCCACUGAAGCUAGUAACAAAGAUGUCAUUAUCUCCCACAGGAAAAAAGUCUUUACUCUUAUGUGGUUAUUGUGAAGUUUUAGCAAGUGCUGGAGUCAUGGGUAUCUUUGCUUUACUCUGAAGCAUUUUGUGUUUGGAUCAGGUGGAUACAUCUCAGAUUGCAGGUGUAGUGUUGGUAAACUGGUCCUGAUAGUUUUGAUAUUCAGAUAAUCUGAAUUCUGCUAUUUUUUUGGUUUAUAGUAGUGUACUAUAAAUUUGUGUUGGUUGGGUUGUUUGGUUUUUUGCUAAGCGGCUUUUUGCAGUAACAUUUUAUGUCUUCUCUGACAAUUCUCCAUUUCCUUACUGUGCUGUUUGAAAGCCCAAGGUAUUCUAACUAGAAAUCACUUUCAGCAUUAUCUGCGGGCCUGCUACUAAUUGUGCCUAAUCAGUUUCAAGGUGGGAGGUGCAGUGGAAGGCCAGCAGCUUUGGGAAUGCUGUAAUAAAACCAUUUAUGCAGAAAAAAAGAAUAUUUUGUAGAUAAUAAAAAUAAUGGACCUGCACAGAGGAGACUGUUGCUGCUUCAAUAUUGUAAGCCACCUGAGCAUAAAAGGGCUUUGGUUCUUGUGAUCAGGUGCUUUCAUUUUUAGUGAGAGAGAAAGUAUUUCAGACCUUUAUAAAAUCCAGAUAGGCUUUUGUUUGCCCUUCUAGUUUUAGCUGCUAAGCUAAGCUGCUAAGCACAAGAUGAGAAAUACAAAUUUAUCUUAAUGCAUAAAUCUCAUGUUUUUGGCAACAUACACCUAAAUCCAUAAAGAGCAAAAUAAUUUGUUAGUGCUAACAUUCUGCCUUUGCAGCACUACAAGACUCUGACUGGCUUUCUAGAUGUUCAGAUAAUUACUCUGGUCUGUAUAUCUGCCACUGUAACAUGGUGAAGAUAGAUAAACUCACAAAUGAAGACUGGGAGAAAGGUAGAAAGAAUAGGCUUAACUAAAUAUCUGUGAAGAUGCUAACAAAAUGCUAAUUGAGAAUUACAAUGAUAUAACUCAUGAUAAUGCAAAUUGACAUACAGAUGUAAUUUAUUAAUUUGAUAGUCUGCUAUCCCUCAUUAGUCACUUUUGGAACGCAAACUUCUUCAAGUUCAGAUACCUACAGGGAAAAAGGAAUCCUUUGAGGAAGAUGCAUAUAUAGAUAGACAUAGAUACUUGGCAAGGAGAGCAAAGAAUGAAAGAGGAAGAGAAGAGUAAUGCAAGAGUCUGACCUGAGUGAGAUUGCUAAAACUAACACCUCACUGUUUACAAUUCUAGGCCAAUUUGGAUCCCCUCAGUUCAGCAUCAUACUGAAGAUAAGUACUUGUUUAGGUCUUGGGAAUCUCCUUGUCUUGGUCCUACUUCCACAGUCCAGAAGGAAGUGAAAGGAAUAUACAGAUAGGGAGGAGAGUUACUGCAGAUAGGCAUGAAAAAAUAGCUGUUGCUUCAGCUAAGUGUGCUGUUGCGCUGGGACUUGACCUGCUAACGUGAACUGGUCAGUGCUGUCUCAUGAGGACAUGAGACAUGACCUCAUGAGACAUGAGGCUAUCUGAGGCCCCAGUCUUUUAAGGCCUCAAUUCUGCUGUCAUGUCUUCAUGGGAAGAGCUCUAUAUCUGUAGAGAACCAUGUGGACUUCACAGGACCUGUUCUUGAAUGUGAAGCUCUGCCCAGGCAGUCAGCUGCAGAAUUGUGUCCUUAAUACACUAUCCAGUUGUAGCUAUAGGGCUGUUGAUAUUAAGUGUCAUUUGGGUGCCUGUUAUAUAGCCAAAACCCUUGUUACUUCAUUUUCCUAACUAAGGCAUGAGCAGAAGCCCUUUGCUGUACAACAUCUGUAAAAACUUAAAAAUGUACUUCACAUACGUCUAGUAAAUUAAGGCAUGUGAUUUUGGUCUGUGGGUCUCAACAAACCUUGCUCGUGUACCUUGCCUGAAUGUUUUCCUAGAUCUGCAGCUACGUUUCAGUGAGAAGGGAUGGUGGGAUUUGUUUUCCCGAGGGGGCACAAUAGCAGCUCUCACCUGUCACAUGUGGUGACCGCUCGCUACUGGCCAGGAUCAGGGAUGGAUGCAUCCUCCGCACUUUUAUGUGAAGUUGUCUGAAAUAUGGUGAUUAACAUGAUUAUUGGAAUACUGUAUUUUGUAUAACUUAGAACAUGUAAAUACACUUUUAAAACUAAUCUGUUCUAUGAAGUAAUAAAUAAGUGCUUCCAUUGUAAUAUCUGAAUAUUGUUAAUGCUUCAUGUAGCUUGAUUUGGGAUUCUUUCUUUCCUAGAGAACUACCGAAAUCAAAACAAAGAUUGAUGUUGUGGAAUUCUAGUCUAGUUGUGAUGCUUUUUAUCAACAAAAAUGUUUUAAAAAUAAUAAUGAGCUACUUAAGCAGAGAAACUAAGAUUUUGAGGGAACUGAUUCUCUUCCAGUCUUUCUUUAACAGUAGUCACUGAUUACAUUCAUAUUUGUACUCUUCCCAUCCUGAUAGCUGGACAGUUGAUUUGUUUGUGAGUAGCAUUUGGAAAGUAGCAAUAUCAAAUUAUUUGUAAACUUUGGUGACUGAGGAAAACUAAAGCUGGGUGGGCUUUGUUGGGUGUUUUUUUAACUAUUCUCUCUUUUGGCUCAAACAGAUCUGUCUCCACCCUUCAGCCAGACUGCAGCAAGUUGCAGUGCCACAGUGAGUGACUGUUACUGAAGCUCAUUUGUGACCUAGAUAGUGUACAUCUUUAUUAGUUUCAUUAUGUGCAUAGAUGACACAGGUUUCCUGUUGUAGUGUGGAGAGAGACAGUGAUUAAUGACUUGUGGUUUUGUUGAGUACAUGUUCACAGGAUGCUGCACAGCUGGACCUUUCAUCAGCUUUCAUGACCUUUUCUAUCUUUUGUUAAAAAGAAAAAAAUAGAAAACAGUGGAGUGAGAAUCACGAGCAGUCUGCUAGAAAAUCUGAACGCUUGGGUUUUGAGGAGGAGGUGAGAUUAAUCCAUCAGCCUUCAUAUAAAGAGAUUAGCCUGUGAUGAUACUUUCUCCAGCCAUAAUUUAACUUUGUCUUUAAUGCUGUACUGGAGCAGUCUCCGCUCUGGUAAUAGUUGUGUCUGCAGUGUUCCAUAAAUGACAAAGCCACAGCUUUCGUAGUGGGCAGAGACAAUGGCAUCUCUUUUAAUUUUCUUCUAUUUUUUUUCCUCCUCUCUCAGUGUCUCUAGGCUGUAAAAUAGCUACGAAACAGCUAAGCAAAUGUGCAAGUUAUUCUGAAAACUCUGUUAUUGUAAACCUUUUUCAGACACAUACAGUUUUUAACUAAAUAAUUUGAGGGAACUCCUAUCUGCUAGAUUUGGCCUGAAAUUCUGUUGCCUCUUGGAUAAAAGUAUUUUUUUUUGUCUUCAGAUGUGACACUGAUCUGUCCCAUUCGUUCAGUGGGAUGGAAGAUAAAACUGCACAGUAUUUAUAUAAGAUAUAAAUCUGAUCUUAGUUUUACUGUGUGUUAAGUUGUUUAAUCUCUUGGAAGUCUACUCCUUGAAUUCCUGUAUAUGUAGCUGCUUUUUGAAGCAGUCCAUCAAGUGCAUUUGAGAUCAUCGACUGAAAAAUUCCACAGAAGUGAAAGAGAUAAUAAAGCUUGUAAAGCGGCUGGGUGAAACUGUAUUGCCAUAAAUGGUUUUAAUUUAUAUAUGAAUCUUCUGUCCCAAACUGCUUAUUUUGUACAUAAACCUAAACACUCCUGGCAGCUGAUGGGUGAAAAUAAAGGUGCUUAAACAGCAAUCUAAUGAGGAAAGGGCAUUUCACUAUUACAGAGUUGGUAUUAUUUUAUAUUUCCAUUUAUUACACUUUUUUAAAUGUAUAAACCACAGAUUUGAAUUCUCAAAGUCUUCGGCUUGGAUUUUGUGAGUAGUUUAAAUCCUCUCACCUCUCUGCUCGUAACUGGUUUUUAAGAAAAAGAAAAGCUUUUGUUUAAAAUGUAAAAUUUUGACUGUAUUAAAUUCUGUUAGUACCCUUCCUUUUUAAGAAAUAAAAUGUAUAUUCCACUA
Molecule: messenger RNA, 8191 nt
Organism: Sturnus vulgaris (Common starling)
Lineage: Eukaryota; Metazoa; Chordata; Aves; Passeriformes; Sturnidae
Gene: TEF
Product: TEF transcription factor, PAR bZIP family member
Biological process (GO): regulation of transcription by RNA polymerase II
Cellular component (GO): nucleus
Molecular function (GO): DNA-binding transcription factor activity, RNA polymerase II-specific; RNA polymerase II cis-regulatory region sequence-specific DNA binding
Source: RefSeq, a predicted model, not a curated record